GCACCAUUUAGUAGGUGAGAAGGGUAUAAAUGGUGUCUGGGUCCCUGAUUAACUUUGCUUAAAGAAUGUGAAGGCAAUUACCUGGAUGGACAUUGCAGGUGGAACUGCAGGAGACGAUGAUGUGUGGGCACUGCUGUGGUUAAACUGGAGAGUUGGACUCAAUUUGACAAAGAAAGAUUCCAUAAGGCAGCUUCCUUUACGAUCUCUCUUCGUACGGUGGACAACAUCACGGUUAUGAUUACGCUGAGACCCGGUGUUUCACGAAGCUGUGAAAUUCGUGUUAAAAAUGUCAUCAGGACUGAACUCAAGAUAAAGCCUGGGGAGAACAUUACUUUUACCUUCACUUGUAGUAAUCCAGAGAAGUAUUUCAUCAUGGAAAUUCAGAAAAAUAUUGACUGUAUGUCGGGUCCGUGUCCUUUUGGAGAUGUCCAUCUCUACCCACCGGGGCUGCCUCGCCUUAACAGGACUUUCAUCUGGGAUGUGAAGGCGAGUACAAAGGCUGGACUUGAACUGAAAUUUUCUACACCGUGGCUAAGACAAAUCAAACCAGGAGAGAUGUGCCCAGAUUCCAUUAGCUACAACAUCAACAGCUGUAUUGAUAUGGCCACAGUCAACAUUGGCACCUUCUGCAGGAAUGGCUCAGUGUCUCGCAUCAAGCUACUGGGAGGAGGCAUCAUGUCUCUGUACCUCCCGUGGGACUCGCCUCUCACCACCGCAGGCUUCAACAUAACUAACAGGGCUUCCAUAAAACGGUUAUGCAUUAUUGAAUCCGUUUUGAAUGAGGAGUCUUCAAUCACCCUGAUGUCCCCAAAUUAUCCGCUGGGCUUUCCAGAAGAUGAGCUUAUGACAUGGAAGUUUGUGAUUCCCUCCAACAUGAGAGCAAGUGUGUUAUUCCACAACUACAGCCUCUCCAACUGUGAAAGGAAAGAGGAGAGGGUAGAGUACUACCUCCCCGGUUCCCUCAGCAACCCAGAGGUGUUCAAGCUGAGCGACAGCCAGCCUGCCAAUAUUGCUGGCAGUUUCAACCUGUCCCUUCAGGGCUGCGAUCAGGAUGCCCAGAACCCAGGCAUCCUCCGCUUGCUCUUCCAAGUAAUUGUUCAACACCCGCAAGUUGAUGAGAAUGUCACCCAUUUGGUCGACCUGAGCAAGGAAAGGAAUAUGACUGUAACGAUACACUUUGAAGGGUGGCCCAGCCAUGUCCCGCUUAUGUCUGAACCUGUGUGCCUGAUCUGUAAGGAUCGUCGCACCUGUGAUCGUGUCUUGACUUUAGUGUCUGGCACCGUCUACAAGAUCUCCUUUCUGUGCAAGGACUUGUCCCGUCUGAGGAUCACAGCUGAAAAAAGCAUAAGCUGUGUCGAUUUUCGGUGGUGUCAGAAGAAGAUCUAUUCCCUUUCAGUGCCCAAGGCUAUUACCCAAUUGCCAAUUCAACUGCAUAAGUUCAUUUGGAGGCUCUUGGCUUCCGAUCUGAUCAACACAGAAAUUACAUCUCCGUCCUUGAAACUUCAGCAACACGUCCCAGAGCAGAGGUGCAACACAAGCUACAGUUACAGUAUUGUUAGUGCCUCCCCAGAGACAGAGUUGAAUAUCGGUAUAUUCUGUCCUGGUGGAUCCAUUGAAAAGAUUCAGAUGCGGAAUAAUAUCACCAUAUCCUUAAAAACAUUUGGUAAAGGAUUCCUCAAUGAGUCUAACCAUCAGGAUCUGAAAAUGUCUUUUGUGCCACAUAUUAAAGAUGAGUGCACUUUCACCGUGAGUCCAAAUCCAAAAGCUAAGGUUUACUUGCAGACUCCCAACUCACCAUACGGUCUACCUCCUUAUGUCUCCAUAUCCUGGCAUGUCAUCAUGCCCAGCAAGCAAGUUGCCCGCCUAGGGUUCUCCAAGGACCGCAUGGGCAUCUCUUGCGAGACGGGCCGUGCCUAUGUCAACAUAAAGGAAGAGACAUCGGGGGCAGAGGAAACUGUGCGCCGUGAGGAUGAGCUUCUGCCCAAGCCCCGAAAUAUGUAUCACAACUUCUGGGUAAACAUUUCCAACUGUAAACCUGUGGAUAAGACACAGCUGACCUUGCAGUUCUGGGUGGCUCUUGCUGACAGGCAGAUAGACCUAGGAGUGAUAAUUGCUGUGGUGGCUGGAACUGGAAUUCUUGUGGCUAUUGGACUCGCUGUGUGCUGUGUUAAGAAGAAGAAGAAAAACCAGAAUCCCAUGGUGGGAGUGUACAAUGCUAAUGUGAACACCCAGAUGCCUGGAAAAGAAGGCUUAUUCACAAAAGGGAGGAAGAAAAAUGAGUCUCAUGUCUAUGCGGUUAUUGAUGAUGCUAUGGUCUAUGGGCACUUGCUGAAGGAAUCCAAUGGCUCAGUUUCUCCAGAAGUUGAUGUGUACAGGCCUUUCGAUGGACCCAUUGGUAGCUUGCCACCUUCUCCACCUCCAUUCUCCUUCAGAAAAGACAUUAAACACUCUCCUAACACCGAGGAGCCUUCACAUCUGACAGACACGGACCAUGACACUUACACAUUUGCUCAUCAGAAAUCAGAGCAGUUGGAGGAUAAUAAUGAUACAAAUGAAAAGAAUAAUGGCGAUACACCCCUGCUGGAAAAUAAGGAACAGGAUGGUUCAGUGGAGUGAUUUUACGCCAGGUAUAGCAGUUUCCUGUGGAGAUACAGGUGACCUGUAAGGACAAGGGUCUAGGGAAAAAAAUUGCAGAGGUGUGUUAUUUUUAAAUGUGUUUUGAUGUUGUUUUGGUUUUUGUGUGUGUGGUUUUUUUUUAAACUUCAGCUGUUGAUAGCUUUCUAUUUUAGAGUGAACAUCUAACAAACGCAAAACCAGUCGAGACACUCCAGGACUGCGUGCGCUUCUGGUUGUGAAACAGGCGGCAAAGGUACACUCCUGCUUUUAUAAUGAAGACGUCAAGGAAACAGAUUCCUAACUGCCAGUUUAGAGUGGGGAGAGUGUGUUAUCCAGAAUGCCCUCCUCUCUCACAAGUCAUUUGUUCCUGAUUAUUUGUUGGUGACUCCUUGAAGGUGUAGGCUACCUCACCGUCUCAAGGCAGCUCCAGGUUGCACAGAUGUCUAAGCAAUCUGCUAAUGUCUGAGCAAGGGAGGGGAUACUGCCCUUUCUACCACUUGCUGCUUGAAAGUUCAUCGUAUUUAGCUAUAUAAGUGGCUAUAUGUGGUGGCUAUGUAAGUGUAGUUAAAGACCAUGUAUGCCACCUGGAAGAGCUCCAUGUGUGUAAAUCAGCAUGAAUGCUUGAGCUUGGGCUCUUCUAGUUUGGAAGUUUUCUGUAAUUUCCAACCGAUGCUAUAAUACUUGAAUAGCACUGUGUGACCCUACACCAAAGACUGUAUUUUCUUUUGCUUUUUUACAAAACCAGUUUCAAAAAUCUAAACCAAUUUGUGCUUCCGUUCAGGUGCCUGUAGCAUUCACAUUUUACUAAUAAUACCUUGCACUUUUGGUUCAAGUAAGAGUAAGGAUUCAGUGAAGAAAUAAUAAUGCAGUCAUCCAGCUGUUUAGUAAUGCAUUUCACUUAACCUGUUAGAGAUGCUUGGUUAUUUAAUAAGGAUCAGAAGAAAGGAGUAGAGAAAAUACAUUACUUCUAGCAGGUGGUUUCUUUGAAAUGCAAAGUAUGAAAGUGAAUCCAUAAGGAAAGCCUGGAUCUUUUUUUAAUCAAUCUGAAGUUGACAACCAUGUUGAAAUGCUCAUGGCAACAGCUCUUGAUUUCUAGCAGGACUUACACUUCAGUCAUCUAGCUGCCUUUGACAGCCACCUCUCAAAAUCAGGUAAAUAAUAGGUCUCAGUUUUAACUGCUGUAGUUAGCAUGCCCCUCAGUUUCUGUGCUUUUUAGAACUUGAGGGUCAGAUCUUCAUGCAGAGGACUACGGGUAUAUGAAUAAAUAUACACACAUCUGGCUUGUCCAGGUGUGCAUUACUGAGGAUGUUUGCAAUAUUGCAUGCAGCACUAGACCCAACAACUUGAGAAUUUCUCUCCAAGUGUCUUGUCUUAUGACUGUUCCUUGCCUCAGAGUACACAAAGGUGCCAUAAAACUUUUAGAUGGUGUUGCAUGCAAUAAUCUUAAACAUAUAAUAAUGCCUAAAAUGAAAAUGGCUUUACUAGAAACCUUACUGUUUACAUCAAAAAAGAAUGUGGAUUUUUUCCUGUGUUAACUAUGCUGGCAUUGCAAAUUGACUAUUUAUAUACGGUAAAGUGUGUGUAUUUAACAGUGUAUACCCUUAUACUGCUUGGACCACUAUAAGAUCCAGUACGAUAUCAUAUCUGACUCAGUUUUCUGUAGCAUAUAGCAAAACAUGUGCCUUUUAAUUGUUUCAGGUAUCUUCCUGCUUGUUUAUCACUUUUAAUAUAGAAAUGUGUAUUCCUAGAUCUCUGGCUAGUCAUUGGGAUCACAUAUUUCAAAAGGUACUGGGUCAUUUUAAUGUCAUUUGAGAACUUAAAAAGAUUUCUGCAAUACUGGUAUCUGUUUUUCUCAGGUAACUUAAUUGCCACAAUACAUUUUUAUCAGUAGUCCAGCUGUGCAUUCAUCUGGUCUAUGUUUCCUACUUCUCCUUUACUGAAAGGGAAUGAGAAGUCUGUAAGAGAAAUUCAAGGUUCUCUCAUCCCUCUAGCUCUGUUUCUGCAGUUGCUUAGAUGAAAUUGUGUAGUUCAUGUUCUUUCUAACCAACUGAGGAAAAUGUAAUGGAGGUCAGUCUUUUGUUCACAACCUCCUGAUCUUUGAAGGAAGAAUGUGAUGCUUGUUGACUGCUGGUUUUAUUCUAUUUUAACUCAGCUUUUGGUAUGGCAAUAUAAACCUUAGUUUACAGUUGUUUCCAGUCUAAGGUUGACUUCCACUGUGCUUACUGUGGUAUAUUUAGCGUAAGAGUUCAAGCACAAAUUCCAGUUUGCUUUUCAUUAUGAGAAAGUUGUGAUAAUUUUUUUAAAAAAAUAAAAUAUAACGAUACUACCA
This is a messenger RNA of Phalacrocorax carbo (great cormorant), 4945 nucleotides long. NCBI's taxonomy places the organism in Eukaryota, Metazoa, Chordata, Aves, Suliformes, Phalacrocoracidae. The record is from RefSeq and is a predicted model, not a curated record.